Bolinopsis microptera is the source of this 1404-nucleotide messenger RNA. Its product is annotated as actin-related protein 2/3 complex subunit 1B-like. Bases 56 to 1174 code for a protein of 372 amino acids. The transcript has 2 exons. NCBI's taxonomy places the organism in Eukaryota, Metazoa, Ctenophora, Tentaculata, Lobata, Bolinopsidae. The record is from RefSeq and is a predicted model, not a curated record. Gene Ontology annotation, cellular component: actin cytoskeleton; Arp2/3 protein complex. Gene Ontology annotation, molecular function: actin filament binding. Gene Ontology annotation, biological process: Arp2/3 complex-mediated actin nucleation.
GUAUAGACUUACAGUAGGCUAAGGUAAUACCUGUCGUGUAGACUGACCAGAGUCCAUGGCUGCCAAAAAAGAACAACGACUACUUGUUUCGCCUAUCAGCGGUCAUGCUUUCAACGCUGACAUGAGCAAAGUGAUAAUUUGUGACACGACCAACAUCGCGACAAUCUACCAACAAGAUGCCAAGGGUAUCUACACUAAGGAGACGGAGCUCACGAAGCACGCUGAUCGAGUCAAGAGCGUGGACUGGGCUCCCAACUCCAACCGAAUUGCUACAUGUGCCGCGGACAGAAACGCUUACAUCUGGAACCUGAACGCGGAAACUAAAGAGUGGGAACCUUCCCUAGUGUUGCUGAGGAUUGAGAGAGCUGCCACCUACAUUAGAUGGUCCCCCAAGGAAGACAGGUUCGCUGUGGGAAGUGGAGCUAGACUUCUCAGCAUCUGUUACUACGAUGAGGAGCAUGACUGGUGGGUUAGCAAGCACAUCAAGAAACCCAUUAGGUCCACAAUCCUAUGCUGUGACUGGCAUCCCAACAACUACAUAAUCGCUAUCGGAUCCUGUGACUUCAAGUGUAGAGUCUUCUCAUCUGCUUUGAAGGAGCUUGAAGACAAACCGGAAGUAUCUGGAUGGAUGUCCAAGCUGAGCAAGUUCGGUACACUUCUAGCUGAGUUUGACACAAGUGAAGGAUGGGUUCACGGGGUUAAGUUCUCUCCAUCAGGUGACAAACUGGCUUGGGUCUCACACGAUUCGUCAGUCAACGUGGUGGAUAUGAACAGCCAGGAGAAAGUGUUCCGGUGUCUAACCAAGUCUCUGCCCCUCACAACCGCCAUCUGGCUGAACGAAACCUCCGUAGUUUGCGGAGGACACGACAACUACCCCCUGUUGUACAACAUUGAGGGGGAUAAGCUAGCCCAUGGUGUUCGACUGGACAUCAAUGAGAAGAAAGCUGGUGCGGGCAUGAGUGCCAUGGCCAGGUUCAAGAAGCUAGAUGACUUGGGCACAGAUGACAAGGGAACCACAGUAACCACCACCCAUCUUAAUGCUAUCUCUGAGCUGAGAGUGACAAAGUCUGACGAAGGAAAGGUUAAGCAAUUCUCUUCUGCUGGGAUGGAUGGUAAGAUUGUUUUCUGGGACGUCGGUGUUCUGGCCUCUACUAUUACCGAGCUGAAGAUCUAAAACUGAAACAAUAUCACAGGCAAAGCCAGUCAUUUUUCUGGUAACGAGUAUUAAAGCUACCUUAAAGUACAGUCAUAUUUAUAAGUGUGCAGUGAACAAUCAACUAAUCAUUAUCAGAAUUCUUACGUCUUUUUUUCUAUGUGCAUGAAUUGAAUUUAGAAUUGAAUAAUUAUACGUAUUGGUUAAUUUUUCUAUAUUUUAUUACAGAAUAUUAUAACGUAAUAAAACAA